CGUACCCGGUUAAAGUUCCAGGCCAAUCACUGAAACCAGUCGCAGAACUCGCAGCACGAGCAGCACCAUGCCCGUGACGCUGGGGUACUGGGACAUCCGCGGGCUGGCUCACGCCAUCCGCCUGCUCCUGGAAUACACAGACACCAGCUAUGAGGAAAAGAGAUACACCAUGGGGGACGCUCCCGACUAUGACCGAAGCCAGUGGCUGAGUGAGAAAUUCAAGCUGGGCCUGGACUUCCCCAAUCUGCCCUACCUGAUUGACGGCACUCACAAGCUCACCCAGAGCAACGCCAUCCUGCGCUACCUCGGCCGCAAGCACAACCUGUGUGGGGAGACGGAAGAGGAGAAGAUUCGCGUGGACAUUUUGGAGAACCAGGCUAUGGAUGUUUCCAAUCAGCUUGCCGAGGUCUGCUACAGCCCAGACUUUGUGAGUUACCUGCGACCUUCCAGGGCCUCCUUGGGCAGCAUGGCAUUCAGGGCAGGUGCUCACAGCUGUUUUCCACCUCAGGAGAAGCAGAAGCCGGAGUACUUGAAGGGAAUCCCUGACAUGUUGAAGCAAUUCUCACAGUUCCUGGGGGAGAAGCCAUGGUUUGCGGGGGACAAGAUCACUUUUGUGGAUUUCCUCACUUACGAUGUCCUUGACCUGCACCGCGUGUUUGUCCCCAGCUGUCUGGAGGCGUUCCCAAACCUGAAGGCCUUCGUGUCUCGCUUUGAGGACCUGCCAAAGAUCUCUGCUUACAUCAAGUCCAACCGUUUCCUCCCGAGGCCCUUGUACACAAAAGUGGCCACGUGGGGCAACAAGUAGGGCAGGAGAUGGGAGCGGGGAGCCCGGCUCGGCCAGCUGCUGCCUGGGGCCCGAUGGGUGCAUCCCAUCUCCCUGCUCCCCUGGCCCGACCUUCUCUUGCUGUUCUGCUUUCAAUUCCCCUCUCAUCCCCAUGGCUUUGCUGGCCCUCUCCCCUCCUGCCUGGUUCAUGUCCCUUUCAGGUGCCUUAAAGCCUCAUUUCCCUCUCUGAACAGUACCAUGUCCUGCAUUGAGGCUACUCAUUGUCCUGCCCACCCGUGACUGUGACCUGUGGUGUGGUGGCUACCCCAACUCUGCCUGAACCCCAGUAAAGAAGUCUGAAGCACA
This is a messenger RNA of Ochotona curzoniae (black-lipped pika), 1129 nucleotides long. RefSeq names its product glutathione S-transferase Mu 1. Bases 68 to 805 code for a protein of 245 amino acids. Gene Ontology annotation, molecular function: glutathione transferase activity. Gene Ontology annotation, biological process: glutathione metabolic process. Lineage: Eukaryota; Metazoa; Chordata; Mammalia; Lagomorpha; Ochotonidae. The transcript is spliced from 8 exons. The record is from RefSeq and is a predicted model, not a curated record.